CUUCGUUAUUCCGGCAUCACUUUCGGUCUCUUCAGUCCACUCGCGGCGGUCGCUUCCUGCCGUCCCUUGUCGGUUGGCGAUCGUGUGCGACUGAAGCGAUGUUUUAACGCAAAAGAUGUAGAAGCCUUUGCGCAUACAACGGGUGAUACCAAUCCUAUUCACUUGGACCCAGACUUUGCUAAACAGUCUAUAUUCAAGCGUUGUGUGGUUCACGGUGCUCUAACGGUUGGAUUGGUGUCUUGCCUUUUGGGGACGCACUUUCCUGGGCCUGGAUGCAUUCUACAACGACUGGAAUUUCAGUUUGUCGCUCCACUUUUUGUUGGAGAGUUGUGCCAAGUGGAUGCGGAAGUCACGCACAUUUCGGGAACACGUGUAGUUUUUGGGAUUCACGCGUUUGCUUUGGAGAGAGACACGUGCAUCAUGAAGGGGAAUGUACAUCUGGUCGUCACCAAAGAACAACUUUGUAUAAAGCCUCCCGCACAUCUCAGAAUUGCUGAUGGCAAUAAUGCGUGAACCUACAGACGUAUAGUUUGUGAUGGACUAUAUGUGCUUCUUCCGUAAUCGUUAGCAUUACUUACGCCUAACAGUGAUACUCGUAUGUCUAUUGAUCAGUCAUAUCUUUUUUCAUUACUGAGCAAUGUUUUGUGCUUGUUCGUUCAGUAACUG
Molecule: messenger RNA, 666 nt
Organism: Opisthorchis viverrini
Lineage: Eukaryota; Metazoa; Platyhelminthes; Trematoda; Opisthorchiida; Opisthorchiidae
Exons: 4
Source: RefSeq, a predicted model, not a curated record